UGCACCGGUGCUUUCCUUUCCUCAUAUGUAACGUGAAUGCGAGCCAGUUUCCAUCAAGAUGUCAUCUCUCCUGUUAGGCGGAUAGCCCUCACGUGCUUUGCUGUAUUCGAAUUAAACAGAAAGAGAUGUUAUGCGCAAAUCUGCAAAGAUAAAGAAGACGACGAAGAAAGUAUUUCUUCAGUCCUUUCUAGUUCCGAAAUCUGCAUGCUGGAGGCUGUAAAAAGAGUGGAUCGGUUCCCUCUGGUAUAUGCUGAACAAGAGGUUCGCGCUUCCGGACGAAGAUCUCGUCAGCCCGUUAUCACUAGGGUGCUUGAUUUGAACCUCCUGGAUGACACUUAUGCUGGAGUCACGAAGACAUUGCUAUCAAAGUGUAGUAGCUGGUCCUUCAACACAUUCAAUCUUGAUGUCUCAACUGGUGGACGCUCCCUCUCUUACCUGCUGGUGCACCUUUUUCAAGAGUAUGGCUUUGUGAAAGCUUUUAGGUUGGAUAUUGUCAAAGUCUGGCAUUGUUUUAACUUGAUGGAAGCAGCUUACCACAGACACAAUCCAUAUCACAAUUCUGUUCAUGCAGCUGAUGUUACACAAGCUAUGCAUUGUUUUCUUCAAGAAAGCAAAUUUGCUGCUCAUUUGACACCUUUAGAAGCCAUGUCAUCUGUAAUAGCAGCAGUUGCGCAUGAUCUGGACCAUCCCGGUGUUACGCAAGCUUUUCUCGUUGCCACAUCCAAUCAUUUGGUUAAUCUUUAUCAUAAUUCAUCGGUUUUAGAAAAUCAUCAUUGGCGUACAGCAAUAUCAUGUUUGAGUGAAUCUGGUAUUUUUAGCCAUCUAGAUAAAGAAGUAUGGCAAGAUAUUCAAAACCAAAUUAGAUCUCUUAUCUUAGCAACUGAUAUAACCAGGCAAAAGGAAUUCCUAGCUAGAUUUAAAAGCUACUUAAAUUCUGAGUGUUUGGAUAUGGAGAAAACGCAGUACCGCCACUUUGCUUUACAGAUAGCGCUAAAGUGUGCUGAUCUAUGCAACCCUUGCCGUCCAUGGGCAAUAAGUCAAAGGUGGAGCUAUCAAGUAUGCCAAGAAUUUUAUCGGCAAGGAGCUUACGAGAAGCAGUUAAAACUGCCUCUAACACCGACCUUUGAUUGCAGCAGGACCAAAGUUGCAAAGAUUCAAGUUGAUUUCUUUCAGUUUGUUGUUUCGCCUCUUUUUGAAACAUGGGACCAUUUCCUGAAGACCCCUUUGUCCAGCAAGCUUUUAGAAAAUCUUCGUCAUAACUAUUCACAAUGGCAAAAAAGAAUAGAAAUUAUACAACAAAGUAAUGACAUUGAAGAUCAUGCUAAACUAGAAGAAGUGCCCGAAAUUAAAGUAGAUUCUUGUUCCGUGGCUUUUGAGGCUCUACCAUUAUCUGGAGAAGAUAACGAAGAAAAUCAAAAGCAACUUUUAUCUAUUGAUUCUGAUGUUGUUCUAAAGCAGCACCGAUCUAAAAGUGAUAGUGGUCUUACUCCGCGUUUACUUUCUCCUAAAAUUCAUAUGGAAACUUAUUCAACAGAGGAGCUUCAUCCCAGCACUACGCUAUUAUCCCUCUCAAGUAUCACUAAUACUGUACAAUUAAGACAAGUUUAUGCUGCCACAAAAGUUGAGAGUCAUCUCAUAUGUCCUACAGUUUUUCAGCCGCUUUGUUUAAAUACUUGUACAAAAGGAACAGAUAUUAAAAAAUCAGAUUCUGUACCUGUAUCGGAAAAUUGUUCUAAAAAAGGUGAAGAUUCCUCACUUAAUGAAGAUGGAAAUAUCACUGAUACCAGUGCUCAAAGUUCUGUCGCAGUAUCUUGCCCAGAUGGUUGUGGUACUCCAUCUCCUCCAGAAAAGCCGCCUACAUCACAGUUUUGUAAAACAAAACAACGAUCGCAUUCUCUUAUCAGUGAGUCUGAAAGUUUAAAGUAUUAUUCUCAAAUGUUACAAAAUAGAAGAGCUUCAGAUUUUGGCCUACAAAAUCAGAGUAAAGCUUCAUUGGCGCCAAAAUAUGUAUCUCCCGUUUCCAAUAAUCAACCAUUCUGUGAAAUUCAACGUAAUCGUGAAAAACAAAUGCCUUCUGUUUGUAAUAAUAGGGAUGACACUGCCAUUAAAUCAUUCUGUAAUAAUUAUCAAAAAGAUGAUUCUGAAUGUUUUACUUCUAGUAGAAAUUGUUCUAGUAAACACUGUACAUCAUCUACCUGUAACUGUGAAACAGAGUCUUACAAAAAAAUUCCUUCUUGGUGUUGGCAUAUCAGUCGCAGCUUUUCUGCUGAGCGACCUGUUAGGCCUUCACUUGACUUUGAUUCACCUUUACCCGCAUGGCAAGGUUCGUCAUCUAGUCUGACAAACAGACACAACGGAAGGCGAGGUUCUGCUCCUGUACCAGUUUCCUUCACCGCUGAUAGUGGAAACCUUUCAAAUACAGGCGACGUAGAUCCCAAAAAUGGUCUAAAAGGAGGAUCUGAAAUUAGUGGUGCAUCUGGAAGGAGAUGGUCAAUUCCCGUGGAAACAAUAGCAGAUUUGCAAAUGAUUCAAGUCACAAAAAACUCAGCUGACAAAAAUUCUGUUCCAUUACGUUUUGGGAGACGAAGUAGCUUUGGUUUGUUGGAACCAUUGCUUGCGAUGUCUGAUUCAGAAAACUCUUUAAAACAAAGUUGCUCCCCAUCAUUAAAGCCCAUUCAUCGUAGUUGCCAUGUGUUUUCCCGCAAUGAUACGAAAGACGAGCUCAAUGAACACACAGAUUGCAAAUCUGUUACAAACUCUGACUCUUUUUUAUCAUCUUUUUCAUCAUCUCAUCAAGCAUCGGUACAAAGAAGGGGAUCUCUGCCGACAGAGGUACCCAUUGCUCUCAUGUGUCAUGUUGAUAAUCCAUCUCUUCAUCUUCGAAACAAAAUAAGCAGUGAAAAAUUUACAUCUAAAGAAUCCUCUAAAACUAACAGUAGUCAACAUAGCAGUUUCUUAUUCGAGCAUGCUAGACGGCAUGGCUCACCUAGUGAUCUCUUAAGUGUACUUAUUGGGCCAUCUGGCAUGCUCAAUACUAUGCAUGGUAUCGUCAGUGGUCAGACAAUCUGCGAAUGCCCGCGUCCGGUGGCUCAAGAAAAUUCCAGACGAAGAUCUGGUGGUCUAGAAAUGCUUAGUGGUCUUUGGAGGUCACGGACUAACGAUAUGGCAGUUAGUGUAGGAAUGGCAACUAAACUAAAACUACGCAGACAGUUGUUAGAAGACUGGGCAUCGUGGAGAACAGAGGAGGGUAAUGUUAAACCACCCAUAAGCUCUAGUUCAAGCAUAUCUGCUCUGGGUCAUCAAUUCAGAAGAGGUUCUGUACCUCUCAACAUUUCUUUGUUGUCAUUGAGCUCAGGUAAGUACAAAUGUACGCAGUUGUAUAAAUAUAUACCUUCUUAAAGUAUUUUACUAUAUGGAAUAGAAAUAUAAUAAUCAGCUAUUAUUUCAUCAUAUUCAUCAAUUUAUUCAAGAAAAGUUUUGCAAAAUUUCAUCUUAUGAAAGGAAGAAAAAUUAUUUAAGUAUUCCACAUGUGCAGAGUGAAUAAUUCAGUUCAAAGUGUAUACUAAAGAAAGUGAACUUCUUAUUAGAAAACGAUGAAAACCUGAAAUCGUUUCUUCUAAACCCAUAUGUUGAUGUUAAAAACAAGAGGAUUUACAGAACUAUUUUUAUAAAAUGUUUUGAUUGUCUUGACAAUGAUGUGCCAAAUAAACCUUCAUGACAAGGGAAGAGAAACAUCAGUAUUCACGUUCAGAUGCUUUUACUUAAAUUGAUCAAAAUAUGUUUUCUUAUUUCUGUUAAAGGAUUAUAUUUUAGUUAGUUUACCUCUUUAAAGUUCCGUAAUAUAUGUACACUAAUCGACUAUUGUCAUACCUGGUGUUUCCCGAAUUGAUGAAAUUUCAGUGCUGUUUGUCUGCUGUAUGAUUGUUGUAAUUUUUUUAUAAUGGAGGACUACUAGGAAAUCUAAAAUAAUUUCUGGAACACUAGAAAUGCCUUCUUACUGUAAUUCAGUGUGUCAAGUGGAUUUUUAUUUCAUUAGUAAUAUUAAUUUGCAUAUAGUUCUAGAACUUAGUACGCCAGCUAUAUUGUUAAUACAUUUAAUAUUCGAAAUCCUGCUGUAUAUUUAAGAUAUUUUGGCAGUAUGUAUGUAGCUUAUAUAUUGUAUAUUGUUGCUGAUUUACUUAUUGUUGUACUGUAGUAGUUGUUAAAAAUUACUUUUUUGUACUUUAAUUUCGUGUCUUAAAAGUAAUGAGCAUGAUUUUAGUUUAGGUUUUUCAUUUACAUUUCACUUUAUGAAUACAAAAUAUCCAUAGGUGCUAAUUUGGCACUCAGUUGCAAAUCUAAACUUCUCAGUUUUAAGAUUUUUGUGAGUAAAUAAUUGAUUGCAUUUUCUGUACAACAAAAUGUGUAUAAAAGUAAUAUGCAUUUAAAGUACUGUAAUCAAAUAUAUUGUCCUGAUCACUGAUUUAUUGACCACAUGUAAUAAGUAACUAAAUAUUAAAUUCCCUUUCACUUAAAUUAUGUCUUUCAGUGAUGAUAUUCUCAAGUGCUUAAAUUUUCAAUAAAGUAUUUACAUAUGUUUCAUAGCAAUUUA
Molecule: messenger RNA, 4591 nt
Organism: Stegodyphus dumicola
Lineage: Eukaryota; Metazoa; Arthropoda; Arachnida; Araneae; Eresidae
Biological process (GO): signal transduction
Molecular function (GO): 3',5'-cyclic-nucleotide phosphodiesterase activity
Source: RefSeq, a predicted model, not a curated record